GCAUAGAUGCAAUAGAAAGCAGACGUGGGUAUGUUCAGGUUUGGCAGGCAAGACUUUAAGGGGUCUAUGGCUAGGGAGUGGAAGUGGGACGGGACUGACAGAUCAUCCCCCCAACAAGACGAGACACCGGCCUGUAUCUGUUUGCCAGGAUGGGUAAGAUGCAGGUGGUUGUUGCCAUGCCGACAGAGCUCAAUGAGGUGAAUUGUUUGUGGCAAGCCCUCGUGUAGUCUAGGUGGAUCUCAAAUUUUCCAUGAUAAUGGGCAUGAACUCCUGAUCCCGUUGCCCCUUUCACCCAUGUGAUAGGAUAAUAGGCAUGCACCAUGUGCCAAGUGUAUUUAUGUUCUUAAGAACAUGAGGGUGGGGGUGGUAACUACGGGACCCUAGGCGUUUAAGUCAUAGCAGCUAAUUAAAGAUCAGGAAGGCAGAAAUCCAGCUCCAAAAAUCAGCCUCCAUGCAGGGACAGAGAGAAUGUCAUUGAAAAGGAUAAGGCUGCCCCAUCUUCUCAUCCCUUCCCAGUCGUCCAUCAGAUGUCAAUAGACCCCAGUGAGCAGUCUUCAUCAAUAGGAGCCUUCAGAUCCUUGAAAAGUAAUCUAGACACGUGUUAUUAUAAGCCAUAUCCAGAGGUGUUCUCCACAGCAAGACAGUGGAAGACCAUAUUAAAUAUGUGAUAUUUAAACAUCAUUGUUGACAGGAUUUAGCCUUACCCCUAGGUAGACAGCUCUGAGUGUGUCUGGAAGGAUGUUUCCAGAGAGGUUUGACUGCGAAGAGAAUACCCACCAUAAAUAGGACUGGAGUACCAGUUGGGCACCAGCCUUCGCCACCCCUACCUGCUUCCUGUUCUAUCAAGUUAGGAGAGGGGGAGGAGUCACAGCUGGGAGUUACCGCACCCAUCUUAUCUUCCUCACUGUGAUGGACUCCAAUAUAUGAGCUGGAAUAAAUAAAUCCCUCAAUUUUUUUUUGGUCAGGUUAAUUGGUCAUACCAAUGAGAAAACUAUCAACUCGUCCAAAUAUGCAUCAUUUUCGUCAAUGAAGAACAAGGGAAACUAGAGGGUUUUCCCGGAGUUUUGUGACCCGACUAUAAAUCAGCGACCCCCUUAGGCAGGCUCAGACAACCUUUUCACAGGGGUCACCUAAGUCUGUUGGAAAACGCAGAUUUUACAUUAAGAUUCAUAACAGCAGCAAAAUUAGUUAUGAAGUAGGAACAGAAAUGAUUUUAUGGCUGGGGGGGGUCACCACAGCAUGAGGAACUCUGUUAAAGGGUCGCAGCGUUAGGAAGGUUGGGAACCAGUGAUAUAAACUGUCUUCCCCAGGCUUGUGUUUGAAACGCUUGGUCCCCAGCUGGUGGAAGCUUGAGACUGGGGGGCGGGGAACCAGGUCACUGUGGGCAAGCCCGUAGAAAUCUAUUCUCCCUGGUACGCCCCUCCCCACCUCCUGCUUCAUGGGUUCCCACUGUCAUAGUUUGUCAAGCAUCCAUGGGCUGGACCUCCUGAAAUUCUAAAGCAAACCAAAGUUGUUCUCAGCUCAAGCUGCUUCUGCAUUCGGUGAUCUGUGAACUGUAGAAGAGGCUUUUAGAUUGUAACUCUUCAUUCAAGACCAUCAGCCACUCUUUCUGCGUUUACGCUUCUUGGCGUAUGUCUGGCACAGAGAGACAACAAACGAAACAGGUACAGGCAAGGUCUUGCUCUGUUAGGGGUUUAGGGUCUUACUGAGUCAUGUCUACAGAUGACCAGACAGGGUCUUGUUAUAUUGUGUGUGUUUGAGUUUGUGCAAGGUUUUAGGGUGUGUGUGUGUGUGUGUGUGUGUGUGUGUUUAUGCAGUCUCCAUAUGUUGUGUGUAUGUUAGGGAAGUUAGGCUGGGCCUGCUAUCCUGCGUGUAGCAUGCUAGGCAGGAUUUCAGCAUGUUGUAUGUAUGUGGGAGGGGAUCAAGUGGGGUCUGGCUAUAGUGCGUGUCUACCUCCCAUGCAAAGGUAAUAAAGGAAUACACCACCACCUUCUGUCUCAGGUUAGGGGUUUGGACUCAGGACAGAGUCCACUGGGGAGCCACAGGGGGAUGUUAAGCCAGUGCUGUUUGGGCAACCACUCCAGACAGUAUGACAGAGUGAUCAGCUUGCAGAAAUGUGGGCCCUGACUAGGCAGUUCGGGGGACAGGUCUGUGUAAUUGUGGGGGAAGCAACUAAAUCUCUUUGAGAUUCUUAGCCUUAUCAUGCAUGAACUCUGAACUCUGAUGACCCAAAGCAUGCAAAGAACACUGGGAAAAGAAGUGUGUAAAUCCUUUCCAUUCCCAUCGGUACCACAAAAGCGAGCUGUCUUUGUUUUACAUAGUAACAUUGUAAAAUAUUGUCCUUCCAUUCCUGGCUGUGUUUAGCCUCAGGCUUUUUGCGCCUGCGCCUUGGCCCUCUAGGGGGAUGACCAGGAAGCUGCAGACGCUGGCAGUCUCCUAGCAACCAGGUCGCCUGGGACUAGAAUGAGCAUUCCGGCUGGCAGACACAAGGAGACAACAGGCACUAAAGCAAAGCUUCGCUUUCAAAGCCCUUUGGCAGGCGUGGAAAGAUGGCUCAUGCCCGGAUCUCCAUGUACAUGCCUCCCGACAUCGACCCCACGAAGGCUGCCAUUGCUUAUGGCUGUCGGGCCUUGCCCAAGCUUAAUGAAGAGCUGCGAUCAGAGACUCUCCUGACAAGGCAGAAAGCCCUAGUGGCUCUGUGUGACCUCAUGCACGAUCCUGAGUAUGUGUAUGAGGCCAUCAACAUAGGCUGCCUGGAGAGCCUGAAGGCCCUGCUGAAGGAUGAUGAUAACUUGGUGCGGAUAAAGACCACCGAGGUGCUGUACAUCAUGGCCACCCAUAACAUAGGCAGAACUGGCUUCUUAAAGCAUGGCGUCAUCAUAGCCCUGUCGUUCCUGCUGAAUGAUCACCAGACAGUCUGCAGGGAAAACCUACACCAGGCAUACAAACAUCUGGCGCAGCUGCCUGAAGGUGCCCGGGGCAUCGUCAACAGUGGCCUGAUCCCGUCACUAGUACAGAAGCUGCAGGUAGAGGAGGAACACAUUCAGGAGAUCAUCUUGGACACUCUGGCACCAUGCCUUCAGGAGGAUGCCACUGAGGCUCUAAAAAGCCAAGCUGUGCUCCGCUUUAAGGAGAAGCUCCUUAGUGGCAACCCCCAAAUCCGCAGCAAGGCUGCUCGGGCGCUCAUUGCCAUCAGCAUCCCUUUGGAGGGCAAGAACCAGGUGUGGGAAAACCAAGUCAUUCCUAUCCUGGUGGGUCUGCUGUCGGACACUGAGGAAGAGGUACAGGCUAAUGCGGCUGGGGCCCUGAUGCAUGCGACAGUGACCACUGAAGGGAAAUACGCAGCCCUGGACGCAGACGCCAUCACACCACUCCUGGAGCUGCUUUGUUCCACGUCCAUGGUCAAGGUGUGUCUGAACGCCACCAAAGCCCUCACCAUGCUGGCCGAGGCCCCCGAGGGCCGCAUGUUACUGCAGGUCCAUGUGCCCACCUUCCGUCUCCUCCAGAUGCAUAGAAAUGAGGCCAUAAAACGAGCAGCCCAAAUAGCCAUCAAAGUGAUUGAGUGGAAGCCAUGAUUUCCUUAUGGGCCAAACCCGAUAGGCGUUUCUAGGCCUGAAUAAAUGAGUUGAAUCUUC
Alexandromys fortis (reed vole) is the source of this 3635-nucleotide messenger RNA. It is a transcript of the gene Rsph14, whose product is annotated as radial spoke head 14 homolog. Lineage: Eukaryota; Metazoa; Chordata; Mammalia; Rodentia; Cricetidae. The record is from RefSeq and is a predicted model, not a curated record. Gene Ontology annotation, molecular function: protein binding. The coding region runs from base 2550 to 3575 and encodes 341 amino acids. The transcript has 7 exons.